Messenger RNA from Oreochromis aureus, 1097 nucleotides. RefSeq names its product collagen alpha-1(IV) chain-like. Lineage: Eukaryota; Metazoa; Chordata; Actinopteri; Cichliformes; Cichlidae. The transcript has 16 exons. Bases 165 to 1097 code for a protein of 310 amino acids. The record is from RefSeq and is a predicted model, not a curated record.
CGUGCCGUGUCAUCGGGCUGAGCUUGCAUCCGAGAGCAGCUGCUGUGUCCGGGCUCCGGCAGGUGCGAGGACCCUCUGAACUGAAGCGGACCUGAGCACAAUCCGGGACCCGAGCCGAGCCGAGCCGAGCCGUCGCGGCUGGAGGCAGUUGCCCGCCCGCCUGCAUGGAGCCUCCGGCCGCCCGGAGGCGCAGGAUCCUCCCGCUGCUGGUUCUCUGGAGCUGCCUGAGCGCUGCCGUGCACGGAGAGAAGGCGUGCCACUGCAGCGGGAAGUCUUUGUGUCACUGCGAUGGGGUCAAAGGUCAGAAGGGUGAAAAAGGUUACCCCGGGGAAACUGGGCUUCCUGGAAACGUUGGUUAUCCUGGAAAUGAGGGCGAUCAGGGCAAACUAGGAGAAAAGGGUGAACCAGGACCUGCAGGAAGCCCGGGUCUGAAGGGUGCCCGGGGUUUGGCGGGAGAACCAGGUUUCCCAGGAGCUCCAGGACUGCCGGGACUGCCUGGACACGAAGGACCGAUUGGUCGACCAGGAAUCCCAGGAUGCAACGGGACGAAGGGGGAUGCUGGUUUUCCAGGGCAUCCUGGACUUCCUGGACCCGCAGGCAGGCAGGGGCGUGAUGGUCCUCGAGGCAUGAAGGGAGAGACGAGAGUGUUCCCCGAGACUCAGGAUAUAAAAGGAGCACGAGGUCCACCAGGACCAAAAGGCGCCACGGGGCUCAGUGGGGAUCCAGGUGAACCGGGCCUGACAGGAUCACCGGGAUUCUCUGGAUUUCCUGGAAUUCCAGGUCUUCCAGGGUUGAGAGGAGAAAAGGGUCAGGAAGGUCCCAGUCCAGUGAUCCCAGGUCCACGAGGACUGAAGGGUGACCGGGGACCUCCAGGAGUUCCUGGGCCAAAAGGAAUCAAACUGUAUGCUGAGGGACCCAAAGAGCUGAAGGGAGAACCAGGUGACAGUGGAGAAAAAGGUUGUCCUGGUCGUCGCGGUAAACCUGGGAGGUUGGGAAUUAAAGGAGAGAAGGGGGAGAAAGGUGACACUGGCUCCCUGGGUAAACCAGGGAAGGAUGGACUCCGUGGAGAGUUUGGAGAACAGGUAACCACCUGCUGA